Anthostomella pinea is the source of this 429-nucleotide messenger RNA. The record is from the annotation of a GenBank genome assembly. Lineage: Eukaryota; Fungi; Ascomycota; Sordariomycetes; Xylariales; Xylariaceae.
AUGAGCUCCGAAGCCCGGCUCUACACCUUCUCGCAGGAGACCAAAGACCAUCUGCGCAAGUUCCGCCUAGGCACCUCGCGAGCCAGCGGUCCGCAAGCCGUCAUCUACAUGAUCGAUAAGAAGACGCACGAGAUCAAGCAAGACGAAGACAAGGUCGUCUACAAGUCCCUCGACGAGAUCGCCGACGAUCUGCCCGACAACUCGCCGCGCUACAUCCUGCUGAGCCACCCGCUGACUAUGCCCGACGGUCGCCUGUCCGUACCCUACGUCCUCCUAUACUACCUGCCCAGCACGUGUAAUGCCGAGAGCCGGAUGAUGUACGCGGGCGCGAAGGAGCUCAUGCGGAAUGCGAGUGAGGUCGGCAGGGUAAUCGACAUAGAGAGUGCCGAAGACCUUGAGGAUAUCUCAAAGAAGCUGAGCGCAGAAUAA